Messenger RNA from Brugia malayi, 159 nucleotides. RefSeq lists its product as uncharacterized. NCBI's taxonomy places the organism in Eukaryota, Metazoa, Nematoda, Chromadorea, Rhabditida, Onchocercidae. The coding region runs from base 1 to 159 and encodes 52 amino acids. The record is from RefSeq and is a predicted model, not a curated record. The transcript is spliced from 2 exons.
AUGGGAAAAAACAGUAAAGCUGAACAAAUACAAUCAGUCAAACAACAAUUUUUCCUAACAAAAAUAUUUCUUUUCAGUUUCUCUGAGCAAAAAAAAGUUGAAACGUUGUUCAAUUUGCUAAUUACAACAAAGAAAGAUAAAAGAAAUGGAAAAGUCUGA